AUGUGGAUCCCAUAUGAAUGGAUUCGUACUAGCAAAGAAGAUUCUACGAGCUGGAUAUUAUUGGAUGAGUAUGGAGAGCGACUGCUGCAAAUAUGUGCAAAGAUGACACCAAUGCUAGAGGAACGAACUUUAACAGGAGCAACUCCAUACUUGUUGGUCUACGGAACUGAAGUAGUCAUACCUGCUGAAGUUGAGAUACCUUCCCUGAGAAUCAUUCAGGAAGCAGAAUUGGACAAUGCUGAUUGGGUCCGAGCUCGUUAUGAGCAAUUGGCUUUGAUUGAUGAGAAAUGGAUGAUUGUUGUAUGUCAUGGUCAGUUGUACCGGCAAAGGAUGGCAAGAGCUUUCAAUAAACGAGCCAGAACCAGACUCUUUCAAAUUAGGCAAUUGGUGCUCAAAAGGAUUUUCCCGCAUCAAGAGGAAUAUAAGGGGAAGUUUGCUCCCAAUUGGCAGAGGCCUUACAUAAUACGCAAAGUACUCUCUGAUGGAGCGGUAGUAUUGGCAGAAAUGGACGGUCAAGAGUGGCCGAAACCGAUCAACUUCGAUGCAAUCAAGCGUUACUAUGCAUGA
Lycium barbarum (goji berry) is the source of this 567-nucleotide messenger RNA. RefSeq lists its product as uncharacterized. The coding region runs from base 1 to 567 and encodes 188 amino acids. The record is from RefSeq and is a predicted model, not a curated record. Lineage: Eukaryota; Viridiplantae; Streptophyta; Magnoliopsida; Solanales; Solanaceae. The transcript is spliced from 2 exons.